Molecule: messenger RNA, 1731 nt
Organism: Amoebophrya sp. A25
Lineage: Eukaryota; Dinophyceae; Syndiniales; Amoebophryaceae
Source: the annotation of a GenBank genome assembly
UGGAGGAGGUUGCCAGCAGCUACGAACACGCGCGGCGCCCGUUCUGGCGCAUGCGACGGGAUAUCGGCGCUAGCCGCGAUAUGAAGAGCUUCCGGCUGGCGGGGAUUCGGUUUAUGAAAAAUGGCGAAGGAGUAGGGGCUUGCCCCUUAUAAAUUUGCUAGCUAGUCGUGUCACUACUCAUCAGACGGCCACACAAGAAAGAUAGCACUCUGUAUGGCACUUUGUAUGGCUCUCACGCUUUAGCGAUGAAUCUUGUUCGUUCUUCAAGUACUGAAAAAAAUAAGUACUUAAAAGGUUCAUAUAUUUACCUAGAAGAUGGACGAGGUAAAGUGGGAGUAGAAAACAAAGGGUUGGUCUAAUUCUUUCGAGGGGCAAUCCGACACAUUAAAUGAGGUCGUGCGGCUGCGCGCUGCCGGGUCUGCAGGUAGGGGGCCGCUCUACCUUCCGAUCUGAAUACACGAACUGGAUCGCGGAGGUGUAGCCACUAAUCCUGAAUUGGUCUGUUUUGUCGAUGUACACGGGACUAACCGCACAGAUGUCGAGUGGUCAUGCAAUUCGUGGACGAUGUACGGCAGCCAGAAUGCGAUGAGUAAUGGCAGGUUACCCGAAGCGCGGGCCGACGGGGCUCGCUCCGUGCGCAUGUGCUACACAAAGGAUAGGCUCUUCGGAAACAUUCUGGUGCACAUUCGUAACGACUUCCGAGACGCCUUCGGCGACAAUGCAGGAGAGCUAGAAGAGGAGAACCGGGGGCACCUUGGCCUUGCGUUGCUGAAUGAGGUUGAACGUGAUGGCUUCGAGAUUGUCGGGCCUGCGUCUUAUGUGGUGUUCCAGUUGGAAUCGUACGACGAACAGCAGCGGUUCCUUGAACUUCUAGACUCGUGGAAGAAAGUCGACUGGUGCCACAUUGCCGAAGAGUGGCUGGAACCUGGUCAGCGUUUGUCAUGGGACCCAAAUGUGAGGAAAGAGGUACAAGGUCACUCGUGUCCAAGUUUCUAACUACCGACAAAAUCCGCGCAAGGAUACCAGAACGCGAAAUGCGUGAGGCUUUUGAUAAGUGGGACGCUUAUUGCGUCAGCUAUUUCGGUCUCGAGCAACGUCUCACUUUCGAAUGCCUGAAUACUCCGCACGACGUUGCUUUAACGGAAACCGCACUCCUUACCGACCUUGUUGAGAAAGACGAGCUGAACAUGCUUCAAAUUUUGGUUGCUAUGCCGCACUUGAACCGCUUGGAGGAGUUGACAGAUUGACUGAAUAUUAUCAGCGACACCGUGCUCGCGCAGACGUUUUGAUGCCUCGCAUUGAUAUUUUCAUGGAAUGCAAUUAGUAGCAGAAUGCAAAAUCUGAGAGGGUGACAUUGGUUCCCCUCUUGAUGAGGACAGCACAGCAAGCAUGACCAACAUAAGGACAUUGCUUUAUCAUAUCUUUCGUGACAUAGGCAUUUGAUGUACUAGCCAGAUUACAUUUAGAAAGAUGAAAGCCAUUGCCAUCUUGAAAAAAACUACUGACGAAGGAGCCAGCCCAGGUCCAAAAUACUAGACUUGAGCGCCCGGCCCCGGUAGCACUCCCCCCACUAGAGUCCUCCACUCCCUACGCGCACUCUCUCCGUCCCGGCGUGCUUCCGCUUCCCCGGCUCCUUCGCCGCCUGGCAACCGUCUGGCGGAGUUGAUCGGCCGGACAGGAGUCGGGGCGGGGGCGUGGCGUUACUUAAUAAAAGCCGCUGCAGAUCGAUUG